CUUUCUUUUUGGAUCGCAUCUCUUCGGUCUUCCAUUAUAUAUCUAUUAUCAGCUGCCGUCGAAAAACCCUAGCUUAGCUUCUUCUCACCAGUGAGUCUGUAGCUGCUCCUUGAGAAGAAAGGGUUCCGAAAAUGAGCAAACUUCAGAGUGAAGCGUUGAGAGAAGCCAUUUCAUCUAUCUUUGGUGAUAGCACUGAAAAGAAGCGCAACUUUACUGAGACUAUUGAACUUCAGAUUGGACUGAAGAACUAUGAUCCUCAGAAGGACAAGCGUUUCAGUGGAUCAGUGAAGUUGCCCCAUAUCCCUCGCCCUAAGAUGAAGCUUUGCAUGCUUGGAGAUGCUUUGCACGUUGAAGAGGCAGAGAAGAUUGGUAUGGAUUAUAUGGAUGUGGAAGGUUUGAAGAAGCUAAACAAGAACAAGAAGUUGGUGAAGAAACUUGCCAAGAAAUAUCAUGCCUUUUUGGCAUCUGAAGCUGUUAUCAAGCAAAUUCCCCGUCUUCUGGGCCCUGGGCUCAACAAGGCAGGUAAGUUCCCUACCCUGGUUACUCACCAAGAAUCCCUCGAGUCGAAAGUCAACGAGACAAAGGCAAUGGUUAAAUUUCAGCUAAAAAAGGUUCUUUGCAUGGGUGUUGCCGUCGGUAACGUCGCCAUGGAGGAGAAGCAAGUUUUCCAGAACGUUCAAAUGAGUGUCAAUUUCCUUGUUUCCUUGUUGAAAAAGAAUUGGCAAAACGUGAGGUGCUUGUACCUGAAGAGUACUAUGGGAAAGGCAUAUCGAGUCUUCUGAGAACUUUUCAAAUUUUAGAUAGUACUGUUUGCUCUUUCGUUUAAGAACCAACCAGGUUGAGGUGAAAUUCUAUAUUAUGAUUGGUAAAAGUUUUCCUGUUUAUUUUUCUUUUAUUUAUUUUUUGUUUAGCACAAACAAAACCACUAGCUGCACAACCGUUAACACUCAUGAUGGAAGUAAUGUUUUCUUUUUUUUCCA
Molecule: messenger RNA, 980 nt
Organism: Cucurbita pepo subsp. pepo (vegetable marrow)
Lineage: Eukaryota; Viridiplantae; Streptophyta; Magnoliopsida; Cucurbitales; Cucurbitaceae
Product: large ribosomal subunit protein uL1
Biological process (GO): translation
Cellular component (GO): large ribosomal subunit
Molecular function (GO): structural constituent of ribosome; RNA binding
Source: RefSeq, a predicted model, not a curated record